UGUAUUAUUCAUUAACAUUCUCAAAGUGCUGAAUUAUGACGUCUAACGAUGAAACAAAAAGAUUUAAAGAAGAAAACCAGAGUUUCGUUCUAGAGAAAGUCGGCAAGUAUUGGAUCCUAAAAACAAAUACUUCCUCAAAACGUCUUGCAUUUCUUGAUGAGGCUAAGAAUGUUAAAAUUGACGAUAACAUUCUAAUAGCAGAUGGACGAUUAUAUGAAAUACAUAAAAAUGAAAAAGGUGAAUAUUUAUUUCGACAUCUUGAGGAUGUUGCCUGCGAGAUCUACUUUUCUGUGACUGAAAGCACAUCAAAAACAUUCUGGAAAAAGAUUGAUCCCCCGGAAGAACCAAUAAAGACGAACAAAGACAUUAAUAAAAUGAAUGUUUAUGAUUGUUCUAAAAAUGAACAAGUCCAAAUACAGCAUGAAAAACCAAGUGCACGUCGUGUAAAUGAAGAUUAUUAUGAGGAAAUUGAUUUAAAUAAGGGUGCAACAGGACAUUUUGAAUUAGAACACUAUUCUUUGCAUCGGAUCGAUAAUGAAAUGCAGCAUUUGGACACACUACUAAAUUCUUCUUCUGACACUAAUAGCUGUCAUGAGGAUUUAAACAUUGGAUCUUUUAGUGAAUUAAAGAUCAGGUCAGACAGUGAUUUAAACAUUGGGUCUGCAGCCGAAAUGAUGGAAGGACACGAGAAGUAUGAUUCCGUGGAGGUUGGUAGUACGGAAGUAGAUAGUCAUAUAAAUGUUGUAGACAUGACACAAACAACAUCUGGAGGAAAUCAACAUGAUGAGUUUCAAGUAAUCAUUGAACCAUCACAACUGACAAAGAUGUGUGCUAUGGAAGGGGAGAUGACGCUAUCGGUAAAAGAUACAGCUCUCUAUUUCAAAGAUAAGAAAAUGGGAAUCACAAAAUACUGGUUUCCGUUUUCUUGGAUAAGACGUUUCGAGAGUUACAAUUCGUUUUUCAGUUUUCAAGUUGGUCGAAAAUGUCCGAAUGGCGCAGGAGAUGUGAUCUGUAUAACUAAAAAAGCCAGACAAAUUCAUAAGAAGUGUAUUAAAGUUAAUAAAAAUAAAAUGGCAAGUAUGAAAUGAGAAUAUUAUAAAAUAUGUAAAUGUCCCGUCGCGUGACAACACUAAGUUUGAUUAAAAAAAAACAAAGAAAAAACAACAACAACAACAAAACAAACAAACGAGGAAUCCCCCAAAAUUAUAUUACAUUAUAUAUGUAUAUAUAUUUCAACAUGAUGUCAUUUGCGUUACAAAAGCAUAGUGUUAAGACGCGCUAAAUUCUAGCGUUAUACUAUAGACGCGUCAAUGAAAAUGUUCUUUUUCACUUCAAACAGUCUUUUUUUUGGUAUGUGAUAGAUAGAGUGUUAAAUUCGCGUAAUUUCAUAAUUUAUUGCACUCGUUGAAUAAAAUAAUAUUAUGCUCUCGACAGAGGCACGCGGAAUAUAAUUUCAUUCAAUUCGUUUAAUAAAUUCGGUUUGAAACUUACACUUAUUUAAUAUCCUCUAUUUAUCAAAUUGCAAUCAUUUACUUGACACCAAACUCGCGAUAGCACAAGUACACUGUUUGAACCCUUCGUAUAAUAGUGCGCAUUUUCACUCGAUGAAUAUUUCUCAGUAAGAGGUACUUCCUGGAAGAAUGUUUUUCAGUAAGAAGUUCUCAUUUGAUAUAUAUAUUACUAAGUUAGAAGUACCCUGCCGAAUAAAUAAGUUAAUACACAUAAAUUAAUAUUACUAAUUCAGAAGUGCUCAUUCGAUAUAUAUAUCACUCAGUUAGAAUAUCUCACUCGAUGAAUAUAUGCUAUAUAAUAGAAGUACCCAGAAAAUAAUUCAUAUAAUAUAUAUAAAUUAAUAUCAAACUAAUUCAGAAGAACAGUACUCAUUCGAUAUUUAUCACUCAGUAAGAAUAACUCAUUAAUAAACAUCACUCCAUAAUAAUUACUACUCGAUGAACAUUUCUCAGAAAGAAGUAUCCACUCGAUGAAUACUUCUUACUGAGAAGUACUGAAUUGAUGAAUAUUAACUAGGAAGAAGUAUAUUCCCGUGAAUAUAAUUAAUAUCACUUAGUAAGAAGUAUUCAUUAAAUGAACAUUUUUCAGUGAAAAAUACUCAAUUGUCGAAUGUUUUCACUGAGAAGUAAUUACUGAGAAAAGCUCCAUUGAUAAAUUACUAAAUAACCUCGGUUUGAUUGAAUCAAUACAUGAGGAAUAAUGAAGAGGUACAGAAUCCCUCACGCCCCUAGCACCGACUUGAGCAGUAUACUUUUCAGAACUUAAAAGUGCUGGAAUCAAUUAUUCUGAAGGACCAGAAAACUAUAACAACACUGAAGUAUAGUAAGGGGAAAAAUGUCACAGCCGCCAUACAACACUUGACACCUGCUGUUGUGAUGCAAAAAUAUCUGGAUAAAAAGAUACACUGGAUAACUUGCAUAUUUCAGUUCUUAGUUUUCCAUGCAAAGUUAUAUAGAAAUGUUAGCAUAGCUUGCACACCAAUAACGUAAUAAUUUAUAGUAGGGCAAUUAUAAGAAUAAGCUUACAAAUGAACUAUAAUGUGGAAAUAAAUUACAAUGUAAAUUGUUUUGUGUCUAGAAUUAUAUUAUGUCUACCACUAAUCGUCACUAUUUCUUUAUUCAACAUGAGAAAUUGUUCAUGCCUUUACAAAUUAGAUAAUACAUGUUAAUACCCAUUGCUUUAUAAUAGUUAGUAUAGAUAGCACCACCUCGGACAAAUACAUUGUAUAUAUUGUUAAGUAUUAUAUGUAAAUAUUAAUUUGAAUUUACAUUGAUUAUCUUACAAUUGAUACAGACUAUUAUAAGCUGAAAAGACAUACAUCAAUUUGAUGUCAUUUAUUUUUAAUUUUUUUUGCAUGCUGUAUUGAUUUUUGUAAAUAUGUGUAUGUUUUCUAUUCAUGUAUAAUCAAACACGACAAUACUAAUAGGAUGUUAUAUGAAACAUGCAAAAAGUUAAAGCAGAAAGGAAAUUUAUCAAAUUGAUUCUUCCAUCUGAAUAAUAUAUUUAAUUUCUGUUAAUAUUUUGUGUUUUCUUUUAAAAUAUGCAUGAAAUUAUAAAUAAUAUCUAAUGACAAUUAAACAUGCAAUGAA
Messenger RNA from Ruditapes philippinarum (Manila clam), 3101 nucleotides. RefSeq lists its product as uncharacterized. The transcript is spliced from 2 exons. The coding region runs from base 36 to 1088 and encodes 350 amino acids. The record is from RefSeq and is a predicted model, not a curated record. NCBI's taxonomy places the organism in Eukaryota, Metazoa, Mollusca, Bivalvia, Venerida, Veneridae.